AUGCGCAAACGCGCAACAGAGCGUAUCUACACGUCCCGCAUCAGGAUGUCAACUGUCAUCGACGAAAGUGUCACCCUACCUGUCCUCUCCUCUGCUAGUGCCCAGACCCUCCUGGCCUCACAGUUAGCAUCCCUCAGCCACACCCACGCCAGCUUGGGAGCCUUGGCCCUGGGACAAAGUGCUUCAGAGGGAGGUGGCGCUGCGGCCGAGCCGGCUGAGUCCCAGGAAGGGCCGGUGGCCACCGAGGCUGCGGGCGAGGAGGGGCCCGGAGAGCCGGAGUGGCCGGCGGAGGCCGAGUCUGGGGAGCCCGCCGAGACCGGGCCUGAGGAGCCAGCCAAGCCAGGGUCCAAAGAUGGGCCCCAGGAACCACUGAAGGAGGAGAAGGCGGACGAGGACGAGGAGGACGCAGAGGACGCGGAGGAGGCGGCGGAGCCGAGGAAGAAGGAAGUCUCGUCUCAUGUCCCUCUGCAGCUGUCCUCGACCCGCAAGGAAGAGGCUGCGCCAGCCCGGGAGGCUGAGCCGGAGGGACACGUGGAGGAGGAAGGGAAAGAGAGCGAGGAGACUGAGGAGACCGAGAGGAAGCGUGUGGAAGGACGCCGGGAGAAAAGAGAGGAAGAGCUGAGAAAUGUGGACAGGGAACUCGAGUCUGACGAUUACGAGUGGACUGAGGAGGUGCAGAAGCGGCAGGAGCAGCAGCUGCGCGCCGAGCUCCUGGAACAGUACCACUCCCUGAUGGUGGAGCGAGGUCGCUACCAGCGCUACAACAUCUACCUGCAGCACAAGAUCUUCGAGGCGCUGCGCAAGAAGAAGGGCCUGGAUGCAGCCGAGGUGCCUGACAAGGACACGGAGCCUGAGGCGCCCGAGAAAGAGCAAGCAUACCUACACCAUCUGGUCCUGCUGGAGGAUCUGAGGAAGCAACAGGCAGACGACCUGAGCUGGUAUCACCAGGAGCUGGACCAGCUGAAGCAGCAGUGCAGAGAGAAGCUCUCCCAGGUGGAGAAGGAAUGGCUUCACUUCCAGGCACUCAAGAAGCAGGUGGUGAUGCAGGCCAUGGGCAGCUGUCGGAUGCAGGGUGGUCGCCAGGCCGCUCUGCAGGAGGUGGAGCAGAUCCAGGCGUUGGAGGAUAAGAAGGAGAAGGAGAUGAGCGCCGUGAGGCUGGAGAAUGUGCAGCUGAAACAGAGUCUGGUGCAUUUUGAAACCAGGAUGAAGGCCCAGGAGGACCUGACUGAGGGCCUGCUCCUUAUAGAUUUUGAACAGCUUAAGAUUGAGAACCAGACUUUCAAUGAGAAAGUUGAGGAGCGAAAUGAGGAACUUUUAAAAUUACGCACCAAGAUGACCAACAAUGUGCAAAUAAUAACGCACGUGAAGGAAAAGUUACACUUUGUGGAUACAGAAAAUGCUUGUAAAAAGUCAGAGCUUAUGGAGAUUGAGGCUCAGGUGGCUCUAAGGAGGGACAUCUUGACCAAGACCAAGCAAGCCCGAGACAGCCUGCGGAUCGACAACAUCAAGCUGAAUCAGAAGUGUGGGCUUCUGGGCAAGGAAUCUCUCCUUCGGGACAUGGAGGAGAAGGUGGACAGGACUGAGGAGCUCAACCGGCGCUUGGAAUCCCUGAAGCACCAUCACGCCGGGCUGACUUUGUCCUGCAGGGGUGUGAGGCAGAAGAUCAGGGAAGCCAAAGCCUUUCUGCCCUCUUGACACAGUGAUUGAAAGGGUCCACAGAAUGUCUUCAGUCUCAGCAAACCUCAUCCUUCAUUAACUUUUAUUCUCCAUCUGUUGCCAUUCUUAGAAAGGCCCAUGAUAUUUGGGAUGGAAUUGUAUUUUGUAUUCUUAGUUUUUCAAGUUUCCAAAUUAGUGCUGAGCAUAAAACCGAGCACUGUUUAUAUGGGAUGAAGUAAAACAGGUACCGAGAGACAAACAUGGAUGAUUUAAUGUCCCUGACUUCCAGAAAGCUCUCAAAAGCUGUUUUAUAUCUGAACAAUUCCAUAGUUUCAGUGUCCUGAUACUGAGAAAAACUGUUCCUCCUCCAUGUGCAGAAGGGUUCAACAAAUGGGCAGGGUGUCAAAAAAAUUUCCUGUGCAUUAAGCUGAUUAUUAAAUCCCCUUUGAAUGGAUUGCACUUUGUCAUCCCGAGUCACUGUCUCAAUUCGAAGCUCACUAAUUCCCUUAGUCUAAAGUUGUUUUUCAUGUAAGUAGCACCAGCUUCUGGGUUAAUAAAAACACCAGGAACAGGAGGAAUGGUAACUAGGGAACGGGGCUCAUGUUCCUUCAUCUCUCUUUUUUCAAUGAAAGGAAGCUCAGUCUGCUUUACUAUGAAUGUUUGUUUCUGGCUCAAUGACAGUCUUCAAUUCUAAUGAAACGUUUUCUUGGAUCCACUAAAGAAAUGCAUUGAUCUGUACCAAAAAAAAAAAAAAGAAAGAAAGAAAUUUUGUUUUCUAGUGAAGACAAAAUAGUGAUUGUAUUAUGUGUUUUUCCAGGUGCAAAAUAUACAGUGGUGACUGCUGACUGUCCAUAAGCCUUUUGUUUUCAACAAGAUAUUUUCAGAUCUUGGCAACACUACAGACCCUCACUAGGCAUGUGAUUUUGCACUGUAUCAAAUAUUAAAAUGUCUGUCGUUCCUUGAGUUAAUGUACAACAGGCCUGAUAGGUCUAGCUCGUUAACCCAGAGUGAUUAACAUUUUCAGUUUUCUUUGACGCUUUUGGAGCUAGAGGCCUGGUUUUAAUUCUUCUUAAUCUUAGCUUGAAUUUUCAGAUGCUCAGAUUUGGGAUUAAAAGUAUUUUCUCAUCUGUAAACUUAAGAAGGACCAUAAGAAGGGUGAUCUAGUUUUUGGUACUACACACCUUUAAAGAACGGUCGAAACCCCACUCUGGGCAGAUGACUCGGUUGUUCCAUGAGAGUGUCACAAUAACUUUUGUCUUUGGAUGACAUGAUUUUGUUUUCUAAAUGUGUUCCCUUUGAAGCCAAUACAGGUUGAUUAAAAUUGCUUUUCUCACCUGCACAGCUUAAAUACACUUUAAAAAAAAUAAUACUGUACUUAUUAAAGCACACAAGCGAGACAGUGAGGGGAGUGAAAGCUUCGCCUCCCUGCUUCCAUUCUCCUCAUCUUCUACAACUUCUGUCUUCACCAAGACUAAGG
Molecule: messenger RNA, 3133 nt
Organism: Vicugna pacos (alpaca)
Lineage: Eukaryota; Metazoa; Chordata; Mammalia; Artiodactyla; Camelidae
Gene: CFAP184
Product: cilia and flagella associated protein 184
Biological process (GO): cilium assembly
Cellular component (GO): ciliary basal body; axoneme
Source: RefSeq, a predicted model, not a curated record